AUGAAUUAACAACCCCUUUCUAUGGAUUCUAGCUAAAUUAAUCUAUUAAAAAAUUUAGAUGACAUUGAUGAUAUCUUCAAUGGACUGGCAUAGGAUGAUGGAGCAUAAUUAGAUCAAGAUUUUGAGGACUUUUUAGAAUGUUUCAGUGAUGACGAGGAUUCUGAAGAGGAAUCUAAUUAUAGACCAUUUCCAAGUUUUAGAAAUCCAAGUCCAUCAUUUUAAAUUUCCACCAUUGCUGAAUCGGAUUAGGUCUUAAAAAAAUAAACAGAGGAAAGACUAUUAGCUCCUUCUGGAGAUCAUUAGUUCCCAAUUUACGACGACUAAUAACAAGAGGACUCGAUUGAUGAAGAUGAUGACCUUUCUGAUUUUUUCGACAGCUUUGGUAUUAAGAAAUAGUUAAUUUAGAUAUUACUAACACAAAUUAAAAUAAGGAGGAUGAAGUAAAUUAUAUCGAAAUAAAAUAUUUUGAUGAGACAUACAAAAUACCAAUAUUUACGGCUAAAUUAUUUGAACCAGAGUAACCUCUUGAGGAUAGACUGCUUUUUGAAAAUACUGAAUUAGUUCUAUCUAAAACCGAAAUGCAUGAUUUUCACAAGCAUUUAGAAAGAAUUCUAACCUAAGUAUUGCAAUAUCAAAUAAUGAAAGGAUCAGAAAAGCAUAAAUGAUUUCACAUUUUCUGUAAUGAUUUUAAAAAUUCAAUCUGCUUUACUGGCUGAUCUUUUAAAAUCCUUUCAAAAAGUAUGAAUAAAAUAUGAUAACUUAGAUGAAAGAUUUUUAGCAAGUAUGGCUAGAGGUAUCUCCAUCAUUUAUAUGCUAAGAAAAAGUAACAUAAUUUGGAAGGUAGUUGAAAUUAUUUUAAGAAUCAGUCAAUUAUGUGAUUGACAGUAAUUCCAACAAGAUUACAAGUCGAAGAUUUUUUGAUAAAUAAAAGCCAGCAUACUUUUAGGAUAAAAAGAAGGAUAACAAAAAGAAAGAAUUAACCGAGGAGGAAAGGUAUAAAUAUAUUUAAAAAUAGAAUAUUGGAACUUUAAUAGAUACCGUAUAAUUAGAACUUCAAUCCUUAAUCCAGUUUGGUUAGCAUACUUUUUUUUAAGGCUUAGGCUCUAUUUGAAUCGUGGUUACAAUUCUUGCAUCACAAAAAGAAUUCUGAAAAAUAUAAGGAAGUAUUAAUAUUGAUUAUUACUUCUCUAGAUUUCAAAUAGAUUUAUUCGGUUAUAUGGACACUGGAAAACGGUGAAAUUAUUAAAAGAGUUCGUGAACUUCGUUGCAAGAACAAAACAGACCUACAUGAAACAAUUAAAAGGAGAUGAUCAAUAAUAAGAUCUGAAAGAUGAAUUAAAAUUUUACUAGAAUUUCUUAUCCAUGAAGACUUUAGGAAUAGUUAAUAAUUUGACUAAAUCUUCGACCUUGAAUUUAAAUGGUGGUAAAUUUAAAGUUAAAGCUCUAAGUUAAAUUAAAGUACCUUAAAAAUAAAAGUACAUUUCGUAACAAUUUCUAAAUUAUACUUAAGAACUAUAUUGA
Paramecium octaurelia is the source of this 1521-nucleotide messenger RNA. NCBI's taxonomy places the organism in Eukaryota, Ciliophora, Oligohymenophorea, Peniculida, Parameciidae. The record is from the annotation of a GenBank genome assembly.